AUGUUGCCGCGCGCAGCUCGUCGCCGAAAUGUUUUCCAUCAACUUCGCCAGUCCACGGAGCAGCUGGCUCUUCCAUGGCUCUGUCCGGCCACGCUUCGCUACCAUGCGCAAUUAAAUCGCCCCGAGACCAUUUCGAAUACAUCUGCCGCUGCGCAUUCAGAACAUCGUCGUCGGUCAUCUGUCUUUCAGCCGGCGCGACAUCUGGCAACGGCUGCCGAUGCCCCACCCCUUUCUCAGACCGGUGGUUAUGUUCCAUUUGAAAACUUCACAUAUGGUACCGCGGCGCAGGCCCCUAGUUUUGAGAGAACGGAGUCUCCCGAAUUUGCGCAGUCUUUAUAUGAUGAGCCCGCUAUCAUGAUACAAGAGGGCCAAAUGAUCACAUCGCCCAUGUUCAGGAGACUCAAGGGCGUUGGUGGCACAGUCGAGGAUUUAACUGCAAGGUUCAGUGCCUCUAUAAGCUGCGGGGACUUGGAUAUGGCCGCUUUAUCCCUCGAUCGCAUGUCCAAGUUUCCGAACAUCGACCCGGAUUUUUUUCUGGACUUGCAUAAUAACUACCUGGAGUCCGUCGUCGAUCAAAUGAUUAACACCAGACGGAGUGACGAGGCUUUGAGUAAAGCUCUGGCCAUGCAAACAUGGUUUGAAGUCAAGUUACCACGAGGAAGAACUCUACAGCCCGAUGCUAGAACAAUGGCUAUCAUGUUGCGUAUGGCUCUUCGAAUGCUUCAUGGUUCCAGGCGCGACCGUACAGUGAGGAGAUAUUGGAAUAUGGUCGUCGAGAAAGAGUUUGAAACCGAGGUUAUGGCGAUGUCAGACCUUUUGAACGACCGGGACUGGGGCGAGAUCUCACAGCUAUGCCCUAAUCAAAUACCAAACGACUUUGUCCAAUCUGAUUCCAAGUCUGGUUCUGCCGACGAUUUACGCCAAACGGACCAAAAAGGAUUGGGACUGUCUUCGCUACAAAGGACCCUUGCGGGAAUAUCUAACGACGCAGAAAGCAUAGACUCGGAUGCAGCCAAGCAACGUCGCCUUGAACGCCAGGUUUUGCUAGAGAAAAGAGCCAUUGAGACAGCCCAGCAGCGUUGGUACAAGGAAAUGGAUUCGCUAAAGGCUAAAGGAGUUGGCGAUGCCAGUAACAACAAGACUAUCAGCCUCAUAAUGGAAAAAUGGCACAGAGAUCUCGUUGAUAGCAUCAAACAAGAGCUUGUUCUUGUUGACCAGGAAAUGAAGAGGAACAAAUCCAGAGCCAGUGAUAAAUUCAGCAAGGAGCGACGAGAUUACGGCGUGUUUUUACGUUGCAUGCAACCGGAAACGUUGGCGGCGAUCACAGUCAUGCAUGUUAUUCAAAUAUUUACUCGAUCUGGUAUCCAGAAAGGUGUCAAAGUGCCUAUCAUGGUGACUGGCAUUGGAAAAGAAAUCCAGCAUGAACUCAUUGCUCAAAAGGUGCUCGCCCAAAAUCCAGAAGACCACAAGCGUCGCGAUGCGAUCAAGAAGAUAUUCGAAAAUCGUCACGGAAGAAAUGGAAGCAUGCGGUUUAAGAAAUUGAUGAAGGAGAAUGAGACGCUGAUGGACGCGGAUACCUUUUGGCCCGUGAACGUUUCUGCCAAGGUUGGUAGCGUCUUAAUGAGGUUAUUCUUCGAUGUCGCAAAGGUUGCAGUCCCACAAGUGGACCCGAAAACAAAGGAACAGUUCAUGUUCAUGGAAGCAGCUUUCCAGCACUCAUACGAAAUAGAUCGAGGCAGGAAAUUCGGUGUGCUGCACACCCACCCGGAGGUAUCUCGAAAACUUGUACGUGAUAGACCAUCGGUUCUGCAAGUUCGUCAUAUGCCUAUGCUGUCAGAGCCCAAGGCCUGGACCGGGUAUCAAGACGGUGGGUUCCUGGGUCAUCCUAGUCAGAUAAUGCGCUGUGCCCCGACCGAUGGGCUUCAAAAAGCCUACAUCAAAAAGGCCUUGGAGGAUAACGGCCUUCCUGAGAUCCGUGCCAGUUUAGACAUCUUGGGAAAGACAGCGUGGACAAUCAACGGUGCCGUGUUUGCCGUCAUGAAAGAAGCCUGGAAUACUGGGGAGGAAUUUCCGAACAUUCCUCCCCUAGACCCCAAUCUGCCCAAGCCUAGGCCGGCUAAAGAUGAUUCUCCGGCGGAGCAGGCAUAUUACAACAAACAACUUCGAGAUCUUGAAAACACUGUGUCUGCUCUCCAUUCACAAAGGUGCUUCAUGAACUUUCAAAUGGAAAUUGCGCAGGCCUAUUUAAACGAGACCUUCUUCCUGCCUCACAAUAUGGACUUCCGGGGCCGGGCUUAUCCUAUUCCGGCUUACCUCAAUCAAAUGGGGGCAGAUAAUGCCCGUGGUUUGUUGCUUUUUAAGAAGGCGAGGCCAUUGGGCAAGUCUGGCUUAAGUUGGCUCAAAGUCCACACUGCCAAUGUAUUUGGUUUCGACAAGGCUUCUUUCCAGGAGAGAGAAGAGUUUACCGAGAAACAUCUGGACGAUGUGCUUGACUCGGCCAAUAAUGGCCUACACGGUAGAAGAUGGUUCUUCCAAGCCGAAGAUCCGUGGCAAUGUCUUGCUGCUUGCUUAGAACUGCGUAACGCGCUUCGGCUGGAGGAUCCGACUCAAUACAUGUCACAACUACCCAUUCACCAGGAUGGUUCAUGCAACGGCCUCCAACAUUAUGCGGCUUUAGGAGGAGACUUGCAAGGUGCCCAGCAUGUCAAUCUCGAGCCGGGUGAACGACCAAAGGAUAUUUAUACUGGUGUUUGUGAUCUUGUUAUCGCACAGUUGGCCGAAGAUGCAGCCAAGGGGAAUGAACUCGCACAGUCUCUUCAGGGUAAGAUGAAGCGAAAGAUCGUUAAACAGACCGUCAUGACAAAUGUGUAUGGCGUUACUUUUAUUGGGGCAAUCCGACAGGUUAGACGACAACUGGUUGCUCACUAUCCUGACCUUGAGGAAUUGUCAGCGGCCUCGAUCUAUAUCACUCGUGCAAUUUUUAAUGCCCUUGGCUCAUUGUUUGGCGGUGCGCACUCGAUCCAGUAUUGGCUGGGCGAUUGCGCCUCGCGAAUUUGUCAAUCGAUUUCUCCCUUUCAGCUCGAUGAGCUCGCAAAGAGGACUCUGAGCGAGGCAAAGGAACAAAAUGUUCGGGGCGAGGAAGAGCACGAUGAGGAUGAGAUGGAAGAGGAGGAGGAGGAAUUUGAAAUGAAUCCGGUCAAGAUGUUUCGAGCUCCUGUCAUUUGGACGUCACCUCUUGGGCUUCCUGUCGUUCAACCCUAUCGCACCGUCAAGACUCGCCGCGUUUACACCUCUCUUCAGUCGCUGAAUCUUCAACAAGAUGAUGGCGGUGCAGGAGGUGUUGUGAGCAAACGCAAGCAACUUCAAGCUUUUCCGCCUAAUUUCAUUCACUGCCUGGAUGCUACGCACAUGAUGCUGUCUGCAAUCGAGUGUGAUCGCCGAGGACUCACGUUUGCUGCCGUCCACGAUUCAUUUUGGACUCAUGCGGGCGACGUUGAUACGAUGAACUCUGCUCUACGUGAGGCCUUUAUUCGCAUGCAUAGCGACAACAUCACGAAGCGACUGGCAGCCGAGUUUAAUGUUCGCUAUGAUGGGUAUCUGUUCUUGGCGAAAUUCCCGUCAAAGAGCCCCAUUGCCGUGAAAAUCGUACAGAAUCGGAGGAAGAACAGGUCGACAAUGUUGUCUGAGGUGGUGCUGGAAUACCAGCGCCAGACGCUGCUUCGUUCCGACGACCCAGAAAUGCAAGCCCAGGGCCGGGCCAUGACGACGGGUGCGAGUAUCUUUGAAGAGAUGAACGGCUCCAAUGAUGACAUUGCCAUCCCAUCGACUCUCGGCGAGACAGCGACGGGCGCCAUUAACGAGGAACGAAAAGAAUCGGGCAGAGUCUACUCGGCUGUGGAUGAGAAAGACCCAGCCAUUGCCAGUCUAUUCACAGAUCUCGACCCGCAAUUCCUCGAGUUUGAGAUCACAAAAACAGAUGAUGAGUCGGAGCCAAAGGCCGCAGAGGAAAAUGUUGCGCCAAAACGUAACCCACCUAAUACAUUUACUUGGGCCUGGCUCCCACUCACCUUUCGUGACGUCCCUGAGAAGGGAGAAUUCGACGUCAACCGGCUCAGAGAAAGCAAAUAUUUCUUCAGUUAG
Molecule: messenger RNA, 4140 nt
Organism: Talaromyces rugulosus
Lineage: Eukaryota; Fungi; Ascomycota; Eurotiomycetes; Eurotiales; Trichocomaceae
Exons: 2
Coding region: 1-4140 (1379 amino acids)
Biological process (GO): mitochondrial transcription
Cellular component (GO): mitochondrial DNA-directed RNA polymerase complex
Molecular function (GO): DNA-directed RNA polymerase activity; mitochondrial promoter sequence-specific DNA binding
Source: RefSeq, a predicted model, not a curated record